AUGUCUUCUUCCAACGCCAGCCAGCAGAGAGAUAGAAUAUCUACACAGCAAUACCAAUGUGAUCAAUGUGUCUUGUUUUUUGAUAACUACCAGAAGCUGCAAAACCACAAGAGAAUUCACAGAGGAGAUUCAGCAACAAUGACUGAAAUUGACCAGUCUAUUCUGGAUGAUGUUGACAUGUACCAUGACAAAAAUGAUACUAGUAAUGAAGAUGAAUCUGUUAGCAAUUCAGAAUAUACUAUGGAGUCUAUGGAGCUUGAUAAUACUAUUUCAUAUAAGUGCGCAUGUAAUUUUGAGGACAGUGAGGGUGAAGCUCACAUUUACGACAGCAGCCGAAUCAGUACAAAUACUUUUACCAAGGCCAAGUUGAUGAGUAUUCAUCUGUCUCAAUUGAUGCUACAGCAUAGAAUUGCUAGAGCAGCAUAUAGAGACAUUGUUCAAUUUAUAAACACUGUCAUCCGAGACCAUGACGAUAUAAUGAUGGAACCUGGGGCUAAGAUCAGUCAUGGCGAAACUGUUGAUGCUUUGCUCAAGUCAAGGUCAAGUGUCAAGGGCCAUGAGUAUGAUGUCUGCUCUAGUGGUUGUCGAUUGUAUGGCAUUAAUGACGACCAGAAAUCUUGUACUGAUCCCGAUCAAAGUCAGACACCAGCCGCCAGUAUGAAAAUUAUGUCAGUUGGAGAUAUGCUUUCUCAAAUGUUGGAAGAUCCAGCCACAAGAGAACUCCACUGUUACAGAUCAAACUGGGAAUCUGUAGCUGGUCAGCUAACCGACAUUUUUGAUUGA
Phycomyces blakesleeanus NRRL 1555(-) is the source of this 783-nucleotide messenger RNA. Its product is annotated as C2H2-type zinc finger transcription factor. The coding region runs from base 1 to 783 and encodes 260 amino acids. The transcript has 4 exons. Lineage: Eukaryota; Fungi; Mucoromycota; Mucoromycetes; Mucorales; Phycomycetaceae. The record is from RefSeq and is a predicted model, not a curated record.